Molecule: messenger RNA, 534 nt
Organism: Chenopodium quinoa (quinoa)
Lineage: Eukaryota; Viridiplantae; Streptophyta; Magnoliopsida; Caryophyllales; Amaranthaceae
Product: protein TWIN SISTER of FT-like
Exons: 4
Coding region: 1-534 (177 amino acids)
Source: RefSeq, a predicted model, not a curated record
AUGCCUAGAAGUGGAACAGAUUCACUUGUUCUUGGAGAAGUAAUCGGAGAUGUUUUAGAUCCCUUUAUUAGGUUUGCAACUCUUAGAGUUUUUUACGAAAAUAGAGAAGUUAUCAAUGCUUCUGAACUUAGACCCUCUCAAACUAUCAAUCCACCAAGAAUUGAAAUUCAGGGUAACGAUCCUAUGGCAAACUAUCACUAUACAUUGGUUAUGGUAGAUCCUGAUGCUCCAAGCCCUGGUAAUCCGACCGAAAGAGAAUACUUGCAUUGGUUGGUGACUAACAUCCCGGCAACAGGAAACAUCAGUUAUGGGCAAGAAAUCGUUUCUUACGAAAGCCCAAGACCUUCAUUGGGAAUACAUAGAUUUGUAUUUGUGGUAUUUCGUCAUUAUGAAACCAAAACAAUCAGUAAUCCUGGGUGGCGUCAAAACUUCUUCACCAGAGAAUUUGCUCAACGUUAUGAACUUCGUAUGCCGAUUUCGGCCAUGUAUUUCACAUGUCAAAGAGAGAGUAAUUAUAGAGUUAGAAGACGUUAG